AUGGAUGCUGGCAUCAAAGUCCCAAUAGCACCGUCAGGUCGUUUGGCAGUCAAGAUUGCCCCAGCGACAAAUAAGUCAUAUAUCACCAUCAAGACACAGACAGUAACCGCGUGGACACAAGACAGUAACCACGUGGACACAGACAGUAACCACGUGGACACAGACAGCAACCACGUGGACACAGACAGCAACCACGUGGACACAGACAGCAACCACGUGGACACAGACAGCAACCACGUGGACACAGACAGCAACCACGUGGACACAGACAGUAACCACGUGGACACAGACAGCAACCACGUGGACACAGACAGCAACCACGUGGACACAGACAGCAACCACGUGGACACAGACAGCAACCACGUGGACACAGACAGCAACCACGUGGACACAGACAGUAACCACGUGGACACAGACAGUAACCACGUGGACACAGACAGCAACCACGUGGACACAGACAGCAACCACGUGGACACAGACAGUAACCACGUGGACACAGACAGUAACCACGUGGACACAGACAGCAACCACGUGGACACAGACAGCAACCACGUGGACACAGACAGCAACCACGUGGACACAGACAGUAACCACGUGGACACAGACAGCAACCACGUGGACACAGACAGCAACCACGUGGAAACAGACAGCAACCACGUGGACACAGACAGUAACCACGUGGACACAGACAGCAACCACGUGGACACAGUAGCCACGUGGACACAGACAGCAACCACGUGGACACAGACAGUAACCACAAGCACGGCUACAGACAGGUGGUCGCCCCACCUGCACAGAGACAGGUGGUAG
Molecule: messenger RNA, 810 nt
Organism: Procambarus clarkii (red swamp crayfish)
Lineage: Eukaryota; Metazoa; Arthropoda; Malacostraca; Decapoda; Cambaridae
Product: dentin sialophosphoprotein-like
Source: RefSeq, a predicted model, not a curated record